Neopelma chrysocephalum (saffron-crested tyrant-manakin) is the source of this 1818-nucleotide messenger RNA. RefSeq names its product cannabinoid receptor 2 (gene CNR2). Gene Ontology annotation, cellular component: membrane. Gene Ontology annotation, molecular function: cannabinoid receptor activity. NCBI's taxonomy places the organism in Eukaryota, Metazoa, Chordata, Aves, Passeriformes, Pipridae. Bases 552 to 1601 code for a protein of 349 amino acids. Gene Ontology annotation, biological process: cannabinoid signaling pathway. The transcript is spliced from 2 exons. The record is from RefSeq and is a predicted model, not a curated record.
ACAGACAGUGAUUUGUUUGUUCUGGGGAAAAGGUAAUGCUGUCAGGUCAGUGCUCUCCUCCAGCAGUGGGAACUCAUGGUCCCAUUGCCUGGGUAAAGCAUCCUGGAUACUCAAAGCCAGGCAGAUGCUUUCUGGAAUGGGGUCCUGUCCUGUGGGAUUUUCCAGCAGAUGCUUGGCACUUGGAACACAGCAUCUUGCUGCAAAUCAGGCAGGUUUAGUGUAUUCCAGAGUUGCCUCUUCACCUGCUCUCUGUAGCCUUUGUUCCCUGUAACCUGGGGCAGCACAACUGAGCCCUCAGUGGAAGUGCACAUGGUUUAAACACCAGAGUAACCCACAGCAGGAAUGGGAAAAAACAACCCCUGAAGGACAAGCCCCUCAGUGUGACCAAGAUGAAAGGGGUUAAAUGCAUCGAGCUGCAGAAGUGGAGAGAAAAAUCCAACUCUGCUGCCACAGAGUGCCCUGAGCAGUGAAUCCUAGAGGACUGAGCAUCUGAGGAAGAGCAGAAGGAAGCAGGAAGGCUCUCUGUGAGCUCCUAACUCCAGUUAACAACCAUGGAUAUCUGUAAGAUACCUGAAAACGCCUCCAAGUGCAGCGGGAGCACCAUGGAGUGCUUCAUGGUGCUCAGCACACAGGCACAGAAGAUCAGCAUUGCCACCCUGUGCUGCCUCUUUGGGACACUCUGCGUUUUCGAGAACUCCUUGGUGCUCUACUUGAUCUUCUCUUCCCCCAGGACCAGGAAAAAGCCUUCCUACAUCUUCAUCAGCAGCCUGGCCCUGGCUGACAUCCUGGCCAGCAUCAUCUUCGUCUGCAGCUUUGUGAACUUCCACGUGUUCAACGGCACCGGUUUCUCCAAGGAGGCGUUCCUGCUGCAGCUGGGAGGGGUGAACACCUCCUUCUCCGCCUCCCUCAGCAGCCUGCUGCUCACAGCCCUGGACCGCUACGUCUCCAUCAGCCGGCCCUCCGAGUACAAGCUCCUGAUGACCAGGAGAAGAGCCUGGAUAGCCCUGGGAGUGGUCUGGGCCACCUGCGCCACCGUGGCUUCCCUGCCCCUCCUGGGCUGGAACUGCUGCACCCUGGACUCCUCCUGCUCCGAGCUGUUCCCCUUCGUGGACGACAACUACCUGUCGGGCUGGGUGUGCCUCACCCUGCUCCUGCUGGGCUGCAUCGUCUACGCCUACGCCCACGUGCUGUGGAGGGCCCGCCAGCACGUGGCCUACAUGGAGCAGCACCAGGCGCAGGCCGGGAAGCAGAACACCCGCAUGAGGAUGGAUGUGAGGCUGGCCAAGACCCUGGUCAUGGUGCUGGCUGUCCUCGUGCUCUGCUGGUCCCCCGUCCUCGUGCUCAUGAUCUACAGCGUCUUCUCCAGGCUGAGCGACCGCCUGCGCAAGGUGUUCGCCUUCUGCAGCACCCUCUGCCUGCUCAACUCCAUGGUGAACCCCAUCAUUUACGCCCUGCGGAGCAAGGAGCUGAAUUCCUCCCUGAGGAGGGUGUUUUCUCACUUCAGGAGGCAGCUGAAGGCCCCUGAGGAAAGCCCGGAGGCCGAGAGCACCCACAGGUCCUCCGUGGUAGAGACCGUCUGCGAGGACGCGCAUGUGACGUAGGGGGGCAUCCGUGGAGGACCCGUGAACUCAGGCUGGCAGAAACAGUCUGGAUCACUUCCCUGUUUCUUUUCUCUUCUGAUGGAGGACCUGGGAGAUGAGGAUCAGCUGCCUGCUGUGGAGACAACUCCUGCUGGUAUCGUCCUUCAAUGCUGGGACAUGAAGCGCACGGACUUUGCCCUCAGGCACAUGGUGGGAUUGUUGGGGUGUCCUGUGCAGG